Scleropages formosus (Asian bonytongue) is the source of this 2311-nucleotide messenger RNA. Its product is annotated as stAR-related lipid transfer protein 5-like. Gene Ontology annotation, molecular function: cholesterol transfer activity; cholesterol binding. The transcript has 8 exons. Gene Ontology annotation, biological process: cholesterol import. Bases 192 to 818 code for a protein of 208 amino acids. The record is from RefSeq and is a predicted model, not a curated record. Lineage: Eukaryota; Metazoa; Chordata; Actinopteri; Osteoglossiformes; Osteoglossidae.
CGUUUUCAAAACUACGGAAAUCUGGUUUCACACGUAAAACGAAGGACAGGUGUAAUGUUCUUAAGAGGUUAAGUUGUCUGUAAAACACCCGUACUUCGGUGCUUCACAAGACACCGGCGUUUCCACCGACCGUUCGAGCGAGCGAGCGGAGCGCGGCGGGCUGCCUCGGGUGUGCCGGUUGCAGGUGACACAUGGACUACCUCGACACGGUGGAGCGGGUCGCGCACAGCCUGCUGGGAUACGCCCGAGAGCAGAGCGCUUGGAAGAGCUGCAGAAAGACGAAUGCAGUCACGGUUUACUGGCGACCAUCGGUUGAAUUCCCAGGGAAUUUGUACAAAGGCGACGGCAUCAUAAACGGGAGCCCCGACAAGGUGUGGGAGUGUUUGAAACCGGUUCCUGAUGGACUGAGAGUGAAGUGGGAUGACAACGUCAAGAAGUUUGAGCUGAUCAAGCGGGUCAAUGACAACGUCUCUGUGUGUAGAACCGUCACUCCCUCGGCAGCCAUGGGUAUCAUUGCACCUCGAGAUUUUGUUGAUGUUGUUUUAGUAAAAAAAUAUGAAGAUGGCACAAUUACAUCCAAUGCUACCCACGUAGAACAUCCUGAUUGCCUGCCCCAGCAGGGCUACGUUAGGGGGUUUAAUCACCCCUGCGGUUGUUUUUGUGUUCCCAUCCCUGGCGAACCAGGCAAGACACAGGUCCUGAGCUUCUUCCAGACAGAUCUGGGAGGCCUGCUGCCUCGCUCUGUCGUGGACUCCUUCUUCCCCUCCAGCAUGACACAGUUCUACUGCAACCUUGCCAAGGCUGUGAAGUCUCUCUGAGGCUUUUGACACUGUCCUUUUAACAGUCAUUAGCGAAAUCCAGUCCAUUUGUUUCAUUCCUUUAGCUUGUACCAGGUUUCUUUGUAGAUUUUUUUCCAGUACUGUCAGUGAUACUGCCAAAAUUUCUUCAGUACUUUAAGACAUACAUACACACAGAGCACGGAAUAGUUCCAUAUCAGUAGAAACUGUUAUUAAACAACCUUUUUUUAUUAUUAUAAAUGGGAGAACUGUACACACUCUAAUUAUGCGCAAUACAUCCUUUUUCUAGACAUGAUAGAGUCAAACUGUAUAGGAGGAGUCUGACACUUUUUCCAUUCCUUAACCUGUGUCCUAUUACUACUGCACUUUUAGUUGCCGUUGAAGAUUUUCAUUGGAUAAGUAUACCGGGAAGGGGGGUCAGUACUUAAUAAAUAGGCUUAAAUACAGUGAUUUUGUCUGCUUUAAAGAGACUCUUACCAUAUUUUUUAAUUUGUUUGUCAGAGUUUUUUUUUUUUUUCUUUUCAAAACAAAUUACAAACGUGUGUUUGAAGGCUAAGCUGCUUAAAGUUUCUUAUCCAUUUAUACAGCUGACUAUUUUUAGUCUGUCAGUUCCUUGAUCAAGGUGGGGAGAUUUAAACCCAGAUCCUUCAAGUGGAAGCCAAAGGCUCUAACAUUUCACUACAAGCUGCCCACGUGUUUGUCAUGUAUGAAUUCCCAGUGAUAUCUAGCUAUAAAAUAAAUUUCCAUGUUUAAUUUGUAAGCGGAUAAUAGUGUAGUAUGCAGAGGUGUGCUUUUCGGGAUGAAACUGCAAUAUGAGUUAUAUUCUGGUGGGGUGAACAUGAUGGGGCUUAGGUCAUGGCUUAUAAAUCAGCAGACAGGGAGUCUAGCUGACUAUGCAGACAUACAUUUCAUUUAUCUGUCCUCUACUGUCUAUCACCUUUAAAUCACAUUUUAAAUUGGCUUAGUUUUUUGUGUCAGAAUGAAGCACACACUGUUUUAUUCAUUUAACCUUUACAGUAUAAGUUUCAGACUAGUGUGGUUGCUGUUAUCCACAAAUAAGUCUAACCAUGAAAAGGUACAUUGUUUAAGUGCACCUCAGCAGUACUGUCUUGUCGGCCCUGAUUUCUUUUCUAUCCUUUUCCUCUCUCGUUGAACUCUGUGCCAUGUGUUUUGUUUUAUGUGGGUUUUAAUGUGUAGAGUGCUUGAAAAUAUAUAUAUUUUUACUUGAAGCAUGAUUUCCAUAUUGGCUUUAUUAUCUGUAGAUUACUUAAUGUUGACACCGAGCUGCUGCUUGAAAUGACCACUGUAAUGAUUGCUGCUGAUGGACGAAAGGAAAGAUGCAGAGGAAACGGACUGUGUGCCUCUGUGCCGUGUUCCUUUCAGAUGGCUGUACAUUCACCAAUACCUGCAUUAAAAUUAAUGUGACCAAUAGAAUAUCUACUGUCUUUUUGGAUGCACACUUUGCGUCGUUUUGUAAAAGUUCAGGGAGGUGAUGACUAGCAGUACUGUUUAGG